Pieris macdunnoughi is the source of this 492-nucleotide messenger RNA. The record is from the annotation of a GenBank genome assembly. NCBI's taxonomy places the organism in Eukaryota, Metazoa, Arthropoda, Insecta, Lepidoptera, Pieridae.
AUGAGUUAUGGAAGGCCUCCGCCCCGUAUUGACGGGAUGGUUUCCCUAAAAGUGGAUAAUUUAACCUACCGAACAACACCUGACGACUUGCGCCGCGUUUUCGAAAGAUGUGGAGAUGUUGGCGACAUAUACAUCCCUAGGGACAGAUAUACAAGAGAAAGCAGAGGAUUCGCUUUCGUAAGAUUCUUUGAUAGACGCGAUGCUGAAGAGGCUUUGGACUCGCUCGACGGGCGCAUGUUAGACGGGAGGGAACUGCGUGUCCAGAUGGCUCGCUAUGGAAGACCAUCGUCACCCUACAGAAGCCGCCACGACCGUCGCCGCAGCAAAUCCCGUGGUGGUCGCUCCAGGUCUAGAUCCCGGUCACGGCGUCGUUCAUACUCCCGCAGUCGGUCUCGUUCCCGUGCCUCCCGAUCAAGAUCUCGCUCAGACUCUAAGAGCUCCAGGGGGCGUUCUCGCAGCCGCUCCAGGUCACGCUCAAGAUCCAGGCAUUGA